CACAACAAUAAUAAGGAAGUUUGUGUGCAGUUGGCAGAAAAUUUGGCGAUAUUAUUCCCUCAUGUAGGAUAUUAAAAUGAGAUUUUUAGCCGUCAUUGUGCAUUUUCUUUGCUGCUUUUUGUCGUAUGGAGUUGGCGAAAACGAGCCAAUUCAGACCUUUGUAAUUCCCCACAGUCACAUGGAUGUUGGCUGGGUGUACACUAUCCAGGAGAGCAUGCAUGCCUAUGCAGCCAAUGUGUACACCAGUGUGACUGAGGAGCUGUCAAAGGCUAAAGACCGAAGGUUCAUCGCUGUGGAGCAGGAGUUCUUUCGACUGUGGUGGGACACUGUGGCCUCAGACUCCCAUAAGAAACAAGUACGACAGCUUGUGAAAGAGGGUCGACUUGAGUUCAUCAUCGGGGGCCAAGUGAUGCACGAUGAGGCUGUAACUGAUCUAGAUGAUGAGAUACUCCAAAUGACAGAGGGCCACGGUUUCCUCUAUGAGACGUUCGGGGUGCGUCCUCAGUUCUCGUGGCACGUGGAUCCGUUUGGAGCCUCGGCCACCACGCCGGUCCUCUUUGCCCUGGCGGGGUUUAAUGCUCACCUCAUCUCUCGCAUUGACUACGACCUCAAGAACACCAUGCAGCAACAGAAGAAACUACAAUUUGUGUGGAGAGGUUCUCACUCUCUGAAGGAGCGGCAUCAGAUCUUCACUCACACCAUGGACCAGUUUAGCUAUUGCAGCCCAUCUCACCUGCCAUUCUCCAACAGCUCUGGUUUCUAUUGGAACGGAGUUGCCUUGUUCCCCAACCCCCCUAAAGAUGGAGUCUACCCCAACAUGAGUCUGCCAGUCACUAAGGAGACAGUACACGCCUACGCCAAGACCAUGGUGGAGAACAUCAAGCAGAGAGCUGGAUGGUUUAAGACGAACCACGUGCUCUGGCCAUGGGGUUGUGACAAACAGUUCUACAACUCGUCGGUGCAGUUCAACAACAUGGACCCUUUAAUCAAGUACAUCAACCAGAACAGCAAAGAGUUUGGGGUGACAGUCCAGUACGCUACUCUUAGUGAAUACUUCCAAGCCAUCUACCAAUCGAAUCUCACCUGGGAAGUCCGCGAUAGUGAAGAUUUUCUACCUUAUUCCACUGAACCCAACCAGGCGUGGACAGGGUUUUACGCCUCCAGGAACGUCCUGAAAGGGGUGGCACGACGAGCCAGUUCCCAGCUACAUGCAGCGGAGAGUCUUUUCACGCGGUACCGCAUCAGCUUCCCUGAUGGUCCUGUGGCUAAAGACUGGGCCCUGGACAAACUGAGAGCUCUGCGUUGGGCCGUCUCUGAGGUCCAGCACCACGAUGGCAUCACUGGCACUGAGUCGCCCAAGGUGGCUGACAUGUACCUGCAGCACCUGACGCAGGCUAUGAUGGGAGUGGAGGAGCUCCUGGCUGCACUCUUCCUGCUGCCCCACAACCUUGAAACACCCGGUAUCCUCCGCAGCAGCUACCACAGGAAAGGUGCUCAUCAGACUUUGGAGCAGCAUGUCAUUGUUUACAACCCGUUAGCAUGGAACAUCACCACUAUCAUCAACACCACUGUAGCGUUCCCUAUCGCAGCUGUCUUUGAUGACAAUGGACAGCCUGUACCUGCACAGAUCCAGAAGUCAGCGUUGUCCAAUGUGACCUAUGACCUUUUCAUUAUGGUGAGCCUGGGAGGUCUUCAGCACAGGAAAUACCUGAUUAAGUUUUCCGAAAAACCGUGCCGUGGGAAGUCCAAGUGUGAUCGGACUUAUGAAGCCAGAGGGGUCACGUUUGAGAGACGCAGCAUCCGGGACUGGACCAAAACAGGGAGGAGGCUUCUGCCAGUUCUGAAUGAAUGUUACAAGCUCAUGUUUGACCAGGAUACAAAUCUGCUGUACAGCAUCACGUAUCUAGAAGAGAAAAGGAGAGUAAGGAUGACCCAGGAUUUCUGGGAGUAUCACGCAAAUGGAGAUUUAAAAGCAGGGCCUAUAUCUGAUAACUACAUGUUCAGCGCCAAUGGUUCAGCAGUGCGGGCCUACAAGGCUGUGGAAAUGGAAAUCAUCCCGGGGAAGAUAGUAACUGAGAUCAGGCAAUACUUCUACAGAGAGGAGAGCGAUAAGGACUAUGCCUUCUCUAUCACCACCCGUGUCCCAGAGUGCGUCGGGAGCAAAGUGCAGUGUAGUAGGCUGGAGCAGACCUACAGAGUGGGCCCCCUCCUCAUCAACACAGAGGUGGUCCUCAGGAGCAGCUCUUCUGUGAAGAACAAUAAGACCCUGUACACAGACGACAAUGGCUACCAGAUGAUGAAGAGGCCGUACAGGAAGUUCUUUUACAACACUUUAGCAAGAAACUACUUCCCCAUGGUCCGUGCUGCAUACAUAGAGGAUGAGCUCAGCAGACUGGUGCUGGUCAGCGACAGAGCCCACGGUGUGUCCAGCCAAGCCAACGGACAACUAGAGGUCAUGCUCCAUCGACGCCUUUGGAACAACUUAGCCUGGAACCUGGGCUACAAUCUGACCCUUAACGACAGCACGGUCGUGCAGCCCACCCUGUGGAUGAUGCUGGGCUCUAAAAGCGCCACCUCUAAGCUCUACCAGAGGGAGGCAAUAGAGCUGCAGCACAGACCUGUCAUCAUGCCCAUCGACCAACCUCAGAAGCCCUUGCAGGAGAAGGAGCCUAGAGGACGUUCCCCCGUGCGUUCGGUGGUACUGCCGCCCAACCUCCACCUGCUCAGCCUCAAUAUUCCCGGCUGGAACUACAGCUCUAAUCACGACGUUCACAUCAGCCACGUACAAUCAGGUAAAGAUUUGCACUCGGAACCAGACUACGAUCGGGUCCUGGUGAGAAUCAUGCAUCUCUUUGAGGAGGGAGAAGACCCCGAGCUUUCGAAGCCAGUCACCAUAAACUUGAAGGAUGUUCUGCGGGGGAUAGGGGAAGUGAAAGGGAUGGAGGAGCGCUCUCUCACAGGAACCUGGGAUAUCGGCAGCCUGCAGAGGUGGAAGUGGAAGACUGCAGAUAACUUUGAACAAAAGAGUAGAAGCUGUCGGACGUGUGGCAACGAAGCUUUCACUGUGACCAUCUCACCCAAAGAAAUCAGGACCUUCUUCCUUCACUUCAGCUCCAACAACUUUUAUUAGGCUGAACUAUCUUUUGUCUUCUGUGAAGAUCAAUCUUUAUACAAAAUAACAAAAUGCUUUUAAAAUGCUGUGUUUUUUGGCUACACUUUUGGUUAAUGCUCAUUUUGCACACACUGUUGAUUUAUUUCAAAGCACCGAUGUGUUGAUUAAGUGUGAACGUU
Scomber scombrus (Atlantic mackerel) is the source of this 3291-nucleotide messenger RNA. It is a transcript of the gene man2b2, whose product is annotated as mannosidase, alpha, class 2B, member 2. Gene Ontology annotation, molecular function: alpha-mannosidase activity; carbohydrate binding. The transcript is spliced from 19 exons. The record is from RefSeq and is a predicted model, not a curated record. Gene Ontology annotation, cellular component: lysosome. Lineage: Eukaryota; Metazoa; Chordata; Actinopteri; Scombriformes; Scombridae. Gene Ontology annotation, biological process: mannose metabolic process. Bases 77 to 3130 code for a protein of 1017 amino acids.